This is a messenger RNA of Micropterus dolomieu (smallmouth bass), 1804 nucleotides long. It is a transcript of the gene utp3, whose product is annotated as UTP3 small subunit processome component. The transcript has 16 exons. The record is from RefSeq and is a predicted model, not a curated record. Lineage: Eukaryota; Metazoa; Chordata; Actinopteri; Centrarchiformes; Centrarchidae. The coding region runs from base 176 to 1597 and encodes 473 amino acids. Gene Ontology annotation, biological process: maturation of SSU-rRNA from tricistronic rRNA transcript (SSU-rRNA, 5.8S rRNA, LSU-rRNA). Gene Ontology annotation, cellular component: small-subunit processome; nucleolus.
GAUCCGGAAGCACAUGGUAACCACUGAAGAAAUGUGUUCAACUCAACGCAAACUGGAUAUUUACCGUUUUCAUCUCCACAUAUGAACACUGCCGUCGAAACGUGUUGUUUGUUCAACUUUCUAACGCACUUUUUGUUUGCUAACGUGCAGCAAGACAGUUCAAUUCAUUUCCAUCAUGGUUCGAGCAAAACGGGGUAGGCAGAUACAAGGGCCUAAAAAGACAGAGCGAUAUGAUGAAGAUGACCCUGAAACCUACAAGAACAUGCCUGUCCCUGAUAAGAAAUCAUCACAGUACACAAAGGACAAAAUCGAUGAGUUUCACGAUGAGAAGAUCGCAAAACUUCUCGCCAGUGGUGUUCAAAUUGAGAGCGACCUGGAGGAACUGGAUGAUGAGGAGGAAGUCAUGGCCCUGGAUGACUCUGAGUCGGAGGAGGAGGAGGAAGAAGAAGAUGACCAGGAACAGGGCACAGACAUGGAGAGUGAUCUAGAGGGAAAAAAAGAAGAAGAUCUUCCUAAUGAAAUGGCAUGGGGCACCAAGAAGAAGAUGUUUUAUGACACUGACUACGUGCCCACCAAAGGGAAAUCUCAAGAAGAGUUGGAAGCUGAGGAACUAGAGGAAGAAGAAGAGGCUAAAAACAUCCAAAAACGUUUAGCUGCAAAUCUGAGCGAGGAGGAUUAUGAUUUAAACUUUUUUCAGGACUUUGCUGUGGAGGAGAAGGAUGAAAGCAAAACUGUAGAAAAGGAGGAGAGGAUUGUGAAAGACCUGAAGCAGAUGUCCCAGAAGGAAAAAAUGAAACUUUUGAAGAAGGAGUCACCAGAGCUGCUUGAACUUAUUCAGGACUUUAAGGCAAAGCUUACUGAACUAAAGGAUGAGCUGCAGCCACUCGUACAGAUGGUCAAGGAUGGAAAGAUCCCACCAGGAAAGGGUGCUGACUACCUCAAGACAAAACAGCAACUUUAUCUUAAUUACUGCACAAACAUCAGUUUCUACUUGGUGCUGAAAGCGAAACGAAUCCCAGCUCAUAACCAUCCUGUGAUUGAAAGACUGCUCACCUACAGAAAUCUCAUCAAUGAACUAGGUUCAGUAGAUGAUCGACUUGCACCACAGUUUCGCAAGCUACUAGCCGGUGAGGAGAAUAAGGCCAGCAGCAGAUCAACAGAGGUCAAGAAGCCUAGACUCUCAAGUAAGAAGAAAAAGGAUUCUGGUGAAACUGCUCUUGAGGUUGAGGAGGACUCGGACUCUGACCUGGAUGAGGAAGCGGCUUUACGUUUCUACAAAGAGGUGGAGGAGCGGGUGAAACUGAAGAGAAAGCGCAGUGACCCAGAAGCUGAAGAGUUGGAGGAGAAUCAAGAUGAAGAAGAGCUGGACCCAGAUGCUAAGAGAGGAAUCACAUACCAGAUGGCCAAGAACAAAGGACUCACACCAAAGAGGAAGAAAAUUGACCGUAAUCCCAGAGUCAAGCACAGAGAGAAGUUCAGGCGGGCCAAAAUCCGCAGAAAGGGCCAGGUCCGGGAGGUUCGUCGGGAGGACAAGAGAUACAGUGGAGAGCUGUCUGGAAUUCGUGCUGGUGUCAAGAAGAGCGUUAAACUUAAGUAACCAAGAGAGAAUCCAAAAUAUGCUGCCAGGUGUAGGAUUGAAAAAUAAGACUAAUGGACUGUACUUAGAAAUGUUUAUUAUAGGUGACCUGUGUAGGAAAGCACAUCACUGAAGUAAUCAACUGUCAGUCACUAUUGUAGAAAAGACAUAAAAAUGUUUUUCUGUUCUAGAUUCAUUGUGCAAUGUGAAUAAACAUUUUCAAUAACA